Molecule: messenger RNA, 25653 nt
Organism: Brienomyrus brachyistius
Lineage: Eukaryota; Metazoa; Chordata; Actinopteri; Osteoglossiformes; Mormyridae
Gene: macf1a
Product: microtubule actin crosslinking factor 1a
Biological process (GO): intermediate filament cytoskeleton organization; wound healing
Cellular component (GO): cytoskeleton; membrane; cytoplasm
Molecular function (GO): calcium ion binding; microtubule binding; structural molecule activity
Source: RefSeq, a predicted model, not a curated record
CGAGAGAAGGUGGGGAUCCGACAGCCAUUAUCGAAUCAUAGCCGCGCUGUUCAUUUUUUUCUGCGUCCUGGUCGGCGCUAACGGUCCAGCAGAAGCCCGCUCUCAGUCCGCGUGUGCCCGGACUUCAUUAUCCGUGGAUAACUUACUGGCGGGGGGGGGGACGUAGCCUCGCAGGGCAUCAGCAUCUCUGCCAACCUGUCUCCGUGACCCCGUGCAGGAGUGCGAGGAUCGCCGCGAUCCGGCAGCUGGCACCAUGUCUUCCUCGGACGAGGAGAGUGUGAGCGAACGUUCUUACCGCAGCGAGCGCUCCGGCUCUCUGUCACCACGGCUCACGGCACACUCGUCCGGCCCGCCGGGUCCCCCCGGUGACACGCUGCCCUGGAAUCUGGCCAAGCACGAGCGUGGCAAGCGCAAGAACCAGGGCUCCGUGCUGGACCCCGCGGAACGCGCCGUCGUGCGUGUGGCAGAUGAACGGGACAGAGUACAGAAGAAAACCUUCACAAAAUGGGUCAACAAACACCUGAUCAAGGUCCGCAAACACAUCUCAGACCUGUACGAGGACCUCCGCGAUGGACAUAACCUCAUAUCCCUGUUGGAAGUGCUGUCAGGGGUCAUCCUGCCCCGGGAGAAAGGCCGCAUGCGGUUCCACCGGCUGCAAAAUGUGCAGAUCGCCCUGGACUUCCUCAAGCAGAGACAGGUCAAGCUGGUGAACAUCCGAAACGAUGACAUCACCGAUGGGAACCCCAAGCUGACGCUGGGCCUGAUCUGGACCAUCAUCCUCCACUUCCAGAUCUCCGAGAUCUAUGUGAGCGGCGAGUCGGGCGACCUGACAGCCAAGGAGAAGCUGCUGUUAUGGAGUCAGCACGCCACAGAAGGCUACCCCGGCCUGCGCUGCUCCAACUUCUCCUCCAGCUGGAGCGACGGACGCAUGUUCAAUGCACUGCUGCACCGCUACCGGCCAGACCUGAUCGACAUGGAAACUGUAGCAAAGCAGAGUAGCCGCGAAAACUUGGAACAAGCUUUUGAGAUCGCAGAGUCAUUAGGGGUCACACGACUUCUGGACGCUGAAGACGUGGAUGUGCCUUCACCAGACGAGAAGUCUGUUAUCACCUAUGUCUCUUCCAUUUAUGACGCCUUCCCCAAAAUCCCAGAAGGAGGGGAGGGCAUUGCGCCUCAUGAGGUGGACCAGCGUUGGCCCGAGUACCAAUCGCGCUUCACCUCGCUGCUCCAGUGGAGCCGGCAGCACACGGCCCUAAUGGCCGACAAGAACUUCCCUCAGAAUCCCGUGGAGUUGAAGGCUCUUUACAACGAAUACGUCCACUUCAAAGAGACAGAGAUCCCAGCUAAGGAGGCAGAGAAAAGCCGGAUCGAGCAACUGUACAAACUGCUAGAGGUGUGGAUGGAGUUUGGCCGUCUCAAGCUGCCCCAGGGGCUGCACCCCAAUGACCUGGAGGAGGACUGGGGCAAACUGAUCAUGGAGAUGCUGGAGAGGGAGAAGGCUCUGCGACCGGCCGUGGAGAGGUUGGACUCCCUGCUGCAGAUAGCCAAUAAAAUCCAGAACAUGGCUCUGGACUGUGAGGAGAAGCUCACCCUCGCCAAGAACACGCUACAGGCUGAUAUGGCCCAGUUGGAGGACGGCCAGCCAGUCCGCUGUGAGCAGGACUUGGGGGUCUACCUGCAGGACUGCGAGGGCCUGCUCAGGCAGCUGCAGGUGGACCUGCAGAUCCUAAGGGACGAAAAAUACUACCAGGUGGAGCAGUUGGCCUUCAGGGUGUCACGUCUCCAAGAGGAACUGGUCGCCCUCAGGCUUCAGUGCUCCAGCGUCUACAGGAAAGGUCACUUCACCAGGAGCAGCGUAGGCGGAGAGCUGGGUGGCCAGUUGAUGCCGGGCCGCGGCGGCCUCUCCUUGCCCUUGGGGGCCCAGACGCUGCUGGGGGCGGCAGGGGCGGUGGCGGCCCUCCUGCGCAGGCCCUUGUCCCGCUCCGAGAUAGUAGCUGUGUCCUCCUCAGAAGAUGAAGGAAGCCUGAGGUUCCUCUAUGAGCUUCUUGGCUGGGUGGAGGAGACCCAGGACCUGCUGGAGCGGGCUGAGUGGGGCACAGACCUGCCGUCUGUGGAGCAACGGCUGCAGGAACAUCGAGCCAUGCACGGUGCCGUGGAGAACCUGCUGCAGAGUCUGCAGGAGGCGCGGCGCUGCGAGGCCACCAUUUCCCCCACCUUCCGCAGCAGCUACACCGAGACACUGGCCAAGCUGGAGCACCAGUACUGCAAACUGCUGGAACACUCGUCGUGGCGACUGCGUUGCCUGGAGAGCCUGCGCGCCUUUGUGUCACGCUGCACAGAAGAGCUGAUCUGGCUCAACGAGCGGGAGGAGGAGGAGCUGGCCUUCGACUGGAGCGACGGCAACACCAACGUGGCAGCCAAGAAGCAGCUCUACGCGGACAUGAGGUCAGAGCUGGAGGAGAAACAGGACGUGAUGCGUAUCCUGCAGGAAACGGCCGAUCGCCUCUGCCAGGAGAACCACCCGGCCAAGCAGACGGUGGAGGCUUACAGCGCCGCCCUGCUGACCCAGUGGGAGUGGGUCAGACAGUUGUGCCUUUGUGUGGAGCAGCACCUGAAAGACAAUGGCACCUAUUUCCAGUUUAUGAGCGACGCGAAGGAGUGUGAGAGUUACCUGCGGCAGCUGCAGGACAGCAUCAAGAGGCAGUAUACCUGCGACAAGAGCAGCCGCCUGGGCAAGCUGGAGGACCUGCUGCAGGACUCCAUGGAAGAGAAGGAGCAGCUGAUUGAGUAUCGCAGCACUGUGGCCAGCUUGGUAGGCCGGGCGAAAACGGUGGUGCAGUUGCGGCCGCGGGGUGCUGACAGCACCCUGCCCACCACAGCCACGCCCAUCCGCGCCAUCUGUGACUACCGGCAGAUUGAGAUCACCAUCACCAAGGGAGAGGAGUGCGUCCUGGAGGAUAUCUCCCAGCGCACCAAGUGGAAGGUCAUCAGCCCCAAUGGCAACGAGGCCAUGGUGCCCUCCGUCUGCUUCACCGUCCCGCCGCCGAACAAGGAGGCCAUCGAGAUAGCCAGCAGGACCGAGCAGCUCUACCAGAAUGUGAUGGCCCUCUGGCACCAGCUGCAUGUCAACAUGAAGGCCGUGGUGUCCUGGCAUUACCUGCAGAAGGACAUCAGGGCCAUCUCUUCAUGGAACCUGGACACGGUGCGCUCCCAGUCCGCGGAUGACAGGCGGCAGGCUCUCGACCACCUGGAGUCUCACCUAUCUGACUUCCUGGCGGACAGUCGGGAGAGCCCCCUGUUCACCCCUGCGGAGCGCUGGGACCUGGAGAAGGAGGCAGAGAACAGCCGCGCCCACUGCCAGGCUCUCCUGAUCUCCAUGGAGACCGUGGAGAAGGACGAGUCCGUGUCCCGCGCCUACCUGUUAGAGCUGGAGAACAUCAAGCGGCACCUGGAGGGUGCGGAGCAGCGACUGAAGAAGGGCAUACAGGCCCCGCCCCCUGGCAGUGCCAGCAGUGACGCGGCUGACAAUGCCAUUCACAUUGCGGAGGCGGAGCGGCUGCAGCAGGAUCUGGGUGGCCUCCGCUCGGACCUGGGCGACGUGUCCCGCCGUUGCCUUGGGUUCUUCCAGGAGAAGCCGAGCUCCUCCAGUGUGCCGGUGCUGCGUACUCAGCUGGGCCUCACCGUGGAGCAGAUGGAUCGGGUGCACGCGCUGUCCUCCGUCUACCUGCACAAGCUGAAGACGGUGGACGUGCUCAUGCGGAGCUCACAGGCCGCUGAGAGCCUGGUGAAGAAGUAUGAGAGCCGGCUGAGUGAGGAGGACAUGGUCCCGGCUGACAUUAAUGCCAUCCAGGCCCUACGGGACCAGCUGGCGAGGUGGCAGUCUGAACUGGGCCAGCACGAGGUGGUCUUCCAGGCCCUCGCUGACGAGGUCCGCCGAGCCCAGGAAGCUGCGACCCAGUUUCGGCAGCUGCAUCCGGAACACAGCCCCGAGCUGGAGAGGUACCAGGAAAGGGCGGCCCAGCUGGCUGAGAGGUGGGCUGGUGUACACAGACAGAUCGAGACCCGGCAAGUGGACCUGGAGAUGCUCGGUUCUGUUCUGCAGCAGUACCGGCAGGGUCACUCGGCGCUGAUCCACUGGAUCGAGGAGACUACAGAGAGGCAGGAGAACACGCAGGCCGGACAGACGGACAGCAGGGUGCUCUCGGAGCAGCUGGCCCAGCAAACGGCCCUUGUUGCUGAAAUCGAACAGAACCAGGUGAAGCUGGAUGAGUGUCAGACGCACUCCAAGCAGUACAGCACCGCAGUGAAGGACUAUGAGCUGCAACUGAUGACGUACAGAGCCUUUGUGGAAUCCAACCGGAAGUCACCGGUGAAGAGGAGGAGGAUGCAUUCUUCAUCAGAUGCCAUCACACAGGAGUUCAUGGACCUACGCACACGGUACACGGCCCUGGUGACGCUGACCACGCAGCAUGUGAAGUACAUCAGCGAUGCGCUGCGGAGGCUGGAAGAGGAGGAGAAAGAGGUGGAGGAAGAGAGACAAGCCAGGGUGGGCCAGGUGGCUGACCUGCUCUGCUGGACGAAGGGCCUUGAAGAGCGUUCAGGGGCCAUCGGGGGUCCGAAGGCUGGAGAGCCGGGAUCUGCUAUGUCGUCACUGGCCGCACAGCAGGCCAUUAGUGAGCAGCUCGCUGCCAGGAAAGAGGAGGUGGCAGAAGCCAUCAGGAGCACAGAGGUCUUCCUGCUCUCCAGGCAGGCCAGCAAGCUGUCAGAGGAGGAGCGCGCCCAUGUGACGGCCCAGCUGGAUGAGCUGAAGGACACCUACAACCAGUUAUGCCAGAGUGCUGCCACCCAGCAGCAGCAGCUGCAGCAACAUCUGGCCAAGGAGGAAGAGCGCAAGAGCCAAGUCGCCAUUGCUGGAGUGAUUGAUCUGGCCACAGUGGAAACCUUCCCAGUGUUUGAGGCAGCGCAGCGUGGCCUCAUAGACCAGGAUACCUGUCGCACUCUACUGGAAGCCCAGCUUGUGAUGGGCGGCCUAAUCAUGCCCGACUCCCAAGAAAGCCUCUCUCUACAGGAGGGAUUGGCUGAAGGCCUGAUUAACAGCCCUACUGUCCAAUUGUUGUCAGAAUUGGAGGAGGUCCUGCACCUUGUGGACAAAUCAGAGCUAAGAAAAGGCCCGAUAGUCCCAGUUGCUGCUGCAAUGGAGGAAGGGCUCAUCCGUGAGGAGCUGGGACUGCGGAUUCUGGAACUCCAGCUGAGUUUUGGUGGAGUGAAGGAGUCAUCCAAGGGGGAGCAGCUGGGCCUGGAGGCGGCAGCAGACAGAGGCCUGCUCCCGGCCCACAUCCAUGGCAAGCUGCUGGCACGCUCACAGCGACGGGAGCUGAUCGACCCCAACACGGCGGAGAAGCUCAGCCUUUCUGAGCUUAACCAGCGCUGUGUCACAGACCCGGAGACUGGGCUGCACCUGCUGCCUGUCAACCAGCAGCCAGGGGGCACCGUGUGCCUGCGUUCUGGCAGGAGGGUGGGGAUCUUCCGUGCGGUGCAGGAAGGCCUGAUCGAUCGUCAGGUGACCGUACGGCUGUUGGAGGCCCAGCUCUUUGCGGGAGGAAUCACAGACCCACGCUCUGGACACCGCCUGACGGUCGACGAAGCCGUCCGACACGGUCUGAUGGAUCAGGAUCUUGCUUGUGCGAUACUGACCCGCCAGCUACGAGCCGGUGGACUGUUGGAUCCAGUUACUGGGGAGCGCCUAGGCAUUGACGAGGCUGUUGAGAGAGACCUGCUUGCCCCCCGUAUGGCCUUGCUGGUACUGGAGUCCCUCUGGGCUUUCAUGGGCCUUUUGUGGCCUGAAUCCGGUGAGCUCUUGCCUUUAUCCGAGGCUUUACAGCAAGGCAUGAUCCCAGGAGAGUUAUCUAGGUGCAUCCUGAGCAAGCGGCAUGCUAUCGGAGCUCUCUACCUUCCUGAAACUAGCCGUGUGGUGCCCCUAGAUCAGGCGAAAGAGGCUCUGACACCUAGCGUGGUUGAGAUCUUGCAAGAGACUCAGAUCCCUGAUGUGCUUCCCAGUAUGACAAAUUCUGGAUCUCCUACUCUCAACCGCCUGAGCUGGGGUUCUACCUCCUCAUCUCCAUCCUCCUCUUCACCCCCUGCAUCCCCCAAGGACCUCAAGUUCGAUCCAACUUUUCUGGAACAGGCAGGUCCAGGAGAAAAGGCCCAACAUCGCCUGCUCUUCCACCUCAUGACCCACAGCUAUGUUGAUGCUCACUCUGGUGAACGCUUCGUGCUGUUGGAGCCAGAGCUGGCAGAACUUGCCAUUGCCACUAGGUCAACAUCAGAUGUUGGGGAAAACCAAGAAGCAGAAUCAAAAAGCAAUUUGGCGAUUGAGCUUCAGACUAAAGAGCAACAGGGAGUUAAGCAUUCCAUGACUGAUAUGCAAGAACAGAUCAGCACAGACCUCUUGGGUAUUGAGGAGGAAUGUACUGUCAAAGAAGACUGUACCCUUAAAGCUGAGGAAUAUGACAGAUUGGUUUCCCUGCAAAAGCAGCUCUCUGUGGACGAGGAGAAAGAUCCUGGCCCUGCAGCACAGACUGAGACGUACAGUAUAGAACUAUCAGACACUCAGGACCAAAUUAACCCUGGUGAUGUGGCUUCAAAGCUAAACCAAAUGAAAAAGGAUAAAACAAUCAGUGUGAAUGAAGUAGAAAUGGAAAAGAGUGUUCAGAAAGAAGUUGAUACAAGUAUAAAAUCAGUCAAGUUUGAAGGGGUGGUAUCUCCUACUACGGAAUGCCGAUCCUUUACACCAUUGGACUUGGAGACAAAGGAGCAGGCAGAGUCCCAUUUAGACUCGAUUGAACUUACCUUGGUAGAUAAAGAUGUGGUCGGGUAUAAUAUGGCCUCUCUCAUAGAAGAUUUCCAGUCUGAUAUACCAGACAUGAAAAAAGAACUGGAACUACAUUCUGAUGCCAUAAAGACAGUGAGCAGUCUUUCUGCUAGUGAAUUCAGUCUCCCAACAGUGGUUGUAUCUCAGCCCUCUGACAGGACAAGCACAGAAUGUGUGCAAACAAACAUGAGGAUGGAUCGAGAUGUUCCAGUGAAGGCAAGACAGAGUGACAACCUUGAUAGAUUGGUGGAGGAUGAUGAGAUACAGGGGCAUGAAGAGUGUAUCACACACACCAAGACAGAGAUUGCUCCUCUUGAGAAAGGGGAAUCGGACAGUGCCAUGAGAGCAGAAAUGCAGGAAGUGAACCCUCAGGCUGCCCAUAAAGACACCUGUCAGGAAAUCCAAACCGCAGAUCUCGAGGAGGAAAAAUGUCUGGAUGAAGUCGACGUGUUAAAGACCGCUCCUCUAGCCCUGGACACCAAAACGAUGGGAGUCAGAGAGUCACAAAACGAAACUCUGAUGGAGCAGAGCACUCAGGCCCAGCCAGGUCCACAGAAAGCUAUAGAAGACAGUGACGGCGGAGACCAGGACUCAGGAGAUACUGAUAGUCACAUGCUAGAGGAAAGCUUUGGAAAACCAGACAAGGUGGAUGCAGAACUAGAGAGGCUAGUGGGGGAGCUGCAGGAAGGUGGCCUGAGGACUGAGGAUGGAGAGCGACUGCUUCUGGAUGAAGCCGUUGCCCAGGGUGUGCUUCCAGGGCACACAGCGGUCAGGCUGAUGGAGCGGGCUGGGCUCUUUGGGGGAUUCCUGGAUGCAAGAACCUGCGAGGUCCUAAGCAUAGAUGACGUGGUACAAGAGGGCCUGCUGGACGAGAGCCUGAUGCUGAGUGUGCUCAAGUCAGAGAAGACACUGGCCGGCGUGGCGGAUGUGGGCCGAGGUCAGCUGUGCUCGCUGCGGGACGCCACCCAGGCCGGGCUUCUCGAUCCUCACACUGCAUUCCGGCUCUUGGAGGCUCAGGUGGUGUCAGGGGGUGUGGUGGACUUGCGACGGGGUAAGAAGGUGUCUGUCACCCUGGCCUCCAACCUGGGACUGAUUGAGGAGGAUCAGAUGGAAGGUCUGACUACCCUGGAGAAAUCCUGUAGGGGAAAGAGUUCAGACCCUAAGGUAGCCCUCACUAAGGUUUCACUGCAGCUGCAGUUGGAUGGGAUAGUAGAUCCCAAAACCAGACAGCCUGUGGGCAUGGAACAAGCCUUGAAAAAGGAACAUCUGACACAGGAAGUGGCACGACAGGUUCUCCUCCAGCAGGUAGCUGAGGGUGGUAUUGUGCACCAUGGCUCUAGGGUUCGGCUCUCUGUGGCUGAUGCCUUGCAGAGAGGCCUGGUGGACAAGAGUAUAGCUGAGGAGCUGAAGGAGUUUGAGAGGGAAUGUCACAGGUUUCCUAGGCUGGAUCCCAAGGUAGCUCUUCUGCAGGCUUCCACUGGGGCUGUGCCUGACCCUGCCUCUGGGAACAAACUGACAUUGACUGAGGCCAUGUCUCGAGGAUUUCUGGAUGAUGUCACGGCAGAAUUGGCGAUGGCUUCACCCACGGUGACCCAAGGCAUUCUUGACCCCCAAAGUGCUCAGAUUGUGCCCUACUUGGAGCUUGUCAAUCAAGGAAAAAUCGACAUUGAGACAGGCAGGCGCUUUCUUGAGGUGCGGCCCUUCAGUGGUGUCCGGGACAUGCGUACAAAUCAAAUUUUGACAGUACAUGAAGCACUAGAAGCGCAACUGGUUGACCCAGUACCGGCACUGAGACUGUUACAGAGUCAGGCAGACUCAGGUGGUAUUGUUGAUAUCAAGACAGGGGUGCGGGUCUCCCUUGCAGAAGCUGUUAGGAGGGGCUUAGUAGGAGAAGAAAUGGCUAAGUUAGUUGAGGAGAAGAUGGGUGGUGUGCUGAACCAAGCCACUGGGGAUCAAGUUUGUAGUAUGAUGGGGGGCAUCGACUCUGGGCUCAUCACCAGUGAUAUAGCUACAGACAUCCAGGACAAAGUAGAAGCUGAAGAGAAGACAGCCUAUGAAGAGGCAAAGCAAAAGCCACCGCUAAGCCCUACCAUUGGAACCACUGCUUCUCUAUCAACAAUGAGGUCACCUGAUCACAGCUGCACACUUAUACAGCUGGUUGAGGAGGAAACCCCUGACCAGUAUAUAGCAAACACAGAAAACCCAUAUGACCGAUUAAUGGUCACUAAAACCCAGACAGAGAAGAUGGCACCAGAUACAUAUGAGCCCUCAAGACUGCUCACAACCUAUGAACCGGAUGAAUGUGAAGGUGAAGGGGAAGACCAAAGUUUAAUUGCUUUCACACACAGAGAGGUGCUAACAGUAGAAAAGUCAGUGGAUAACAAGGUAGGAAAACAUUCCAUGGAAGGAAUGAAUGUAGAGAAAACAACAUUACAAGAGGCACUGUGGGAGACAGAACCUCAGUCCAACUUGACACUUGAAAAUGAAUCACCUUCCAGUUCUACUAGUGCUCAUCUGGAACAGGAGGGAUCCAGAAAUAACAGAGAGAGUGUAUCUUGGCCCCAGAGUGGGUCAGUGACUCGCUUUAGCAGAGAUACUACUGAGGGAGAAGAAGCAAAUGAACAGAUGAGUAUGAUAGUGUCGCAGCAUCAGUGGGCCUUGGAUCCUUUGGAAGAUGAGGAACAUUUGGGGAAUCAACAGAUCCCAGACUCUGAAGGGUCUACGCAUGCCACACAAGCUCCUCUGCAAGGAAGUAAGCAAAGUGCCAUAGUGGACAACCAGCAGGAAGACAGAGAGGUUGGCCAGAGGACAGAGGUUUACAGGAACAGGAGUCCUGAACAUGGAGCCAUUGCUGAUUCAAGUUUUGUAGAGGUUGAGACCAUGUCACACACGUUAGAUGAAUCAGAAAGUGGGAGUAGGAGGGACAGAAGUGAAAAGGAGUGUAGAAGGAUGGAUGAAGAGGCAACUAAAGCUGAGGACUGUCAGAGAGCUGAUGGAAGAUCAAUCAAGACAUCACUUAGAAAACUGGAAAAGAAGGAGCUUUCAGACAGGACAGGCAUGAUGCAACAGCGGACAGAGGAGGAGUCAAGGGAGGAAGGCCAGGCCCAAAUCAGAGGUCAGACGAUUGUAGAACCAGUCGGUGAGCCAACUGUUCGAUCACUGGAGCUUUGCAGUGCAGGGCAGAAUGAAGUGACUCGUAGGUUUGAAGGAGAAGAGCAGGAAGAAAUCAUACAAGGCGACAGAGACCUGAAUGUGCAACAGCAGAGUGAACACCGAGCAGCUGGUGAUGGUUUUGUUUCCGAGGAAACACUGGGGUACGAAGUCGGGACAGAUACCAGACUGGAGACAGUAGACCUUCAGACAGAGCAACAGUUGCAGGGAGAAUGUCAAGGUGUGAUUGAAGUGAUCCAGAAGGUGGCGCCAGCAGCCAGUGAGAAAGAGGCACUUCUGCUGAAGGCAAGAGAGAGCAUUUUGAGGAAGGUAUUCCAGCGUGAGGUGAGUGAAAAGCAGGCUGCUGAGGAGCUGAAGGGACUGCACAGGGCACCGUGGAGGGCGGGUGACCCUGCCGGCCUCCGGGAGGGCGGCAACAGUGAGAAGUGGCCACAGGAGAACGAAGCUGACAGCACAAGUCAGUCAGAACAGACUGUGGCCACGGAGGGCCAGAUGGAGGGAGGUGCCCAGGAUGUUAGUGGAAGCAAAGAGGAACAACAAGCUGCAGAAAGCACCAGCAGCUCAGAGGCCGUGAAGGCCAUAUCAUUAGACAUGCUGUCAUGCGAUUUAACAGUCCAAGGGCAGGAGCUGACAGGAGGGGGCAAAGUGAGUGAUACUGAGCAGAGCGUGAUGCUCACCUCCACAGGAAGUCCAAAGGAAAGGGUUCAUACUGAAGAGCUGAGACCUGCCAUAUCUGCGGCAGUGAGUGGAGAAGGGCCUCCAGUGAGUCUGCCAAGGGGGGCCAUGCGAGAGAGCCCGCCUGAAGUCGAGCCUGAGGCACCAAGCGCUGCCUUGGGGGAGGGUGCCGAAGAUGAGCCUGCUGGACAUUCGCUCAGGCCCAGGGCAGAUCUGGAAGGUCUGAUUCAUGUGGGGCAAGAAGUCGUCACAGGUGAAUAUGGAGCAGAUCAUUCACAGAUGCUCCAUGGAGAAAUAAAGCCAGGUGACAACCAAAGCGAUUACCAUGGGGACUGCCAGAGUGUGGAGGCCUCCCAGCUCAUAAUGUCCUCCGAACUGAACCAACUGGAGGCGACCAUAAAAGCUGACAUUGCAGAAAGCCGGGAGAAGGCAGAGCUAGACGAGGGUCUGCAAGCAGAGAGCGACAUGGAGUGCGAGGCUGUAACAUCCCCAGAGAGAAAUGAGGUGGCCACUUCUAAAAUAAGCAAGUCCUCAUUGGUUCGUCAGGAGUGUCUGGAGCAUGACCAGCGGAUCGUGGCCCUGCUUUCCAUGGUGCGACAUAUAGAGGUUCGUCUAAAACAGCAGCAGCAGUCAGGUGACCACAGCCUCAGCAACCUUGAUGCCAUCAUCAGGCAGACCCAGGCAUUGGAUGUGGAGCUGUCUGAUUUAGAAAUGGAGGUAACCCAGGAAGUGGAGGCUUCAAGAUGCUUGCUUGAGUCCCGUCCCCCGGAAGUCCCACCUCAGCUUUUAUUGGCCCUUGAGAAGGAUGGGCGGAGCUUGGUCAAAGCAUAUGCGUCUGCAAGAGAAUUGUCACAGAGCACUCUGCAGUUGCUUCAGGCACAAAGAGAUUCACGCCAGGGGGCAAUAAGUGAUCAGCUGCAGGCCCUGACUACCAGGAUGGACGCCUUCCAGCAUUGGCUGGAAUCAAACAGGUUAGAGACGUAUGAGCAGACUGAUGGAGCAGACGGCGCCCCUGCUCAGCUUGCACCGGAACUGCAGCAGUGCAAGGAGCUCCAGCAGCUGCUCUCUGGCCGCUCUGCAGACAUCAGCUCUGUGGCGCUGGACGUCCAGGUGUUUGUCUCUGAGCAUGCCCGUGACCUGCCACCUGAACAGAGCAGGCACAUCCUCGGGCAGCUACAGUGUCUGCAGGGAUCCUUCCACCAAGCUGUGGGUCAUGUCCACGCCCGAGCCGACGCCCUGGUCGCCCAGCAGGAACGGGAAUCGGAAACUGAAAGAGAACGAGAACGUGCGGAGCGGGAGCAAGAGAGGGAGAGGCAGCGAGCCAGGGAGAGAGAGGUCGUUCAGCAGCAGAAGGCAGAAUGUUCCGAGAAGCUGAAAGGCCUGGCUACCUGGUUGGCCGGAGCCACUGGUGCUCUAGCCAAUCAGAUGGUUGGGGCAGAGCCUGGCAGCAUUGGUGCGCUGGAGAAGAAACAGAAGGAACUCAAGGGAGUGCAGCGUGACCUGCAGGCCAAAGGAGACAGAGUCUCAGAGACUGUGCGUGGAGUGGAGGAGUUCUUGACAGAGAGUGGUGACAGCCUGAGUCCAGAGGAGAGGGCCAACCUGCAGCAGAUGUUGGGCCAGGUGCGAGAGCAGUACGGCUCCUUGACCCAAUCCGCCCAGUCGUCCCUGGUCCAGCUAGACUCCGCCAUCAGCACUGCUGUCCAGCAGCAUACCCAGAGGGAGAAGGCAGUUGAGGAACUGCAGGUGACCCAUGGGAAGAUCAGCACCCUCCUAGAAGAGCUGUCAUCUGCACCCAGCCCUAAGCUGACCACAGGGGGCAUAACACAGACUGAUGGCCUGUCUUCCAUGCAACCUGAGAGCGCCUUACAUUGUCACCAUGACACGCUCCAGGCCGAGCUGAGGGGUCUGCAGACGCAGCAGGAGCAGCUACUGAAGGUGUCGCAGUCAGUGCAUGCACUGCUGGAGCAGCCAGACUCCAGCGUGCCUCCGGAGGAGAAGCAGCGCCUGCGCACAGCCCUGGAGCGGCUACAGCUGCAGCAUCAGGAGCAACAGCGCAACUGCCAGGAGCAGCUGCGGCGCGCUGAGGUGCUGGGGGACGAGCUGGCCAAAUUCCUGCAGGAGCAUGGGCAGCUGGCUAGCUGGCUGGAGACGAGCGAACGGGACCUGCAGGCCCUGGGGGAGGGCGAGUCCAACCCCCGGGAGCUGGACCGCCGGCUGGAGGAGCACAAGAAGCUGGCCGAGGACGUGAUCUGCCACAAGGCGGAUCUGCGCUUCGUCUCCAUCUCGGGCCAGAAGGUCCUGGACUCCGUGCAGGGAGCCCGGGAAAGGGUCGGGGCAGCAGAGCCGGCGCUGGAGCAGACGCAGCAGCUGGUCAGCGAGCGCAUGCAGGACGCCACGCGGCGCUACACGGCCCUGCAUAGCAAGUCUUCCGAUCUGGGUACCCGGCUCGCUCGGGUCCUGGACCAGUACCAGCAGUACCAGGAUGAGGCGGGCUCCUUGGAAUCGUGGCUGACCACGCAGGAGAAGAACCAGGCCGCGGUCGGACUGGGAGGCGAGCAGACGGACGCGCGGACGCUGCAGCACGCCCUGCACGCUGUGCAGCUCCUGCAGGAUGAGAUGGCGGAGCGCUCCCUGCAGCUGGAGAGAGUGCGGCGGGCAGCCAGAGAGCUGGCGGAGAGGCGGGACCCCCCCACGCUGAGGCCGGCUGACAUCGCACACACCGCAGAUGUCCUGGAGGGUCGCUUUAGCACCCUCUCGAAGUCCGUGUCACUGCAGGCCGAGCAGCUGCAGACAGCUGUUGCCCAGUCGCUUAGCGCCCAGGAAGGCCUCCGGGGCCUGCUCUCCUGGCUGGACGGCCUUGCUUUGGCCCCCGGUCCCAGCCAGCCCACCGCCCAGGCCGUGCAGGACGCCCUUGCUCAGAACCAGAAACUCCGACAGGAGCUGCUGUCACGGCAGGGCAGCAUAGACGCCAUGCAGGAGUCGGUGUCCAAGCUGCUCCAGAGCGCCGACUCCACAACGGCCUCCGGCCUGCAGGGGGUGCUGCAGGAUCUCACCCGACGCUAUUCUGCGGCUCAAGCCACGCAGGCUGAGAAAGAGGUGGAGCUGCGUGGCCUGCUGCCCAAGUUGGAGAACUAUGAGCGACUGAGCAGCGACCUGCAGAACUUCAUCCGAACGCGGGAACGAGCGCUGAGUCCCGGUGGGCAGCCAGAUCGCAGCAUGGAGGAUUACAGACAGGCGAUAGCGGAAGUGAGGGAGGAGCUGAACCAGGAAGUAGAUCAGCUGAAGUGCCUGUCCGAGCUUGGAAAGGACCUCAGCCAGUCCACGGCCCUCGCCAAUGGACAGGCUAUCCUGAACACUCUCAAGAUGGUGUCCGAGGAUUUUGCCCGACUAGAAUCCAGCGUCAAUCAGAGAUCCAGUGCUGUCCAGAGUUGUGGGCAGCAGCUAGUGCUGUUCAAUUCUCUCUCUGGCGCCCUCCUCAGGUGGCUUCAGACAGUGCAAGAACAGCUGCCAACAGAGGAACCCAGCCUUGACACUGAAGAACUGCAGAGGAGAGUGGAGAGGCUGAAGGAGCUGCUCUGUGAGUGGGAGGUGCGGGGGCCGCAGGUCCAGGAGCUGAAUCAGAUUGGGUCUGAGCUCGAGACGUCAAUCAUUAAAAUCACUUCCCCCCAGAACAAGACUGGUCCUGCCCAGCUAAGUGGUGACUCAGGCAGCCCAAGCAGCGUAAACGGCAUCCACACCUGCCAAGACCUGACACAGAUCCAGGUGGCGCUGGCAGACGUGGGUAGCGAGUAUGAGCGACUGGGUGCAGAACUGCGGUUGCGGCUGCAGCGGCAGGGAGAUGCGCUGGACCUGCGGCGGAAGGCGCGGCGUGAGGCUGAGGAGCUGGGCUGCUGGCUGGGCGAGCGCGAGCGCAGCUUUACAGCGACGCCGGGGACGGCUGUCUCCCCCUCCCGGCCUGAGGUGGUACGUGCCCAGGCCCAGGAGAAUAAGGCCCUGAUGUCUGAGCUGGAGCAGCGUUCUGGGAAGGUGCAGGAGCUGAAGUGCACGCUUCAGGAGCUGAUUGCUCAGAACCCAGACUCCCCUGAGGCGGAGGUGUGGCGAGAGCAGCUCAGGAACAUCGACUCACUGUGGGAGAGAGCCAAUCGGAAGGCGGCAGAUAGGCAGGCGGAACUGGAGACCUGUGCCGACCGGCUGGGCAGCUUCGCGGUGGCAGCCGGCCAGCUGGGCCCCUGGCUGCAGGAGAAGGAGCUGAUGAUGGGUGUGCUGGGGCCCCUGAGCGUCGACCCCAAUAUGCUGAGCACGCAGAAGCAGCAAGUGCAGAUCAUGCUGCGGGAGUUUGAGACGCGCCGGCCGCAGUUUGACCAGCUGACCCGAGCGGCAGAGGGCAUCCUGUGCCCAGGUGGCGAGGAGGCACAGGAUCAGGAGGAGGUGCGGGAGCAGCUGAGCACCGUGUCACGGCAGUGGGCCGAGCUGACGGAGCGCUUGUCCCGCCGCUCCGAUGACAUCGAUCGCGCCCAAGCGGCCAGCCAGCGGUACCAGGCGGCACUCCGGGAGCUGGCAUCCGGCGUGGCGGUGCUCGGCACAAAGUUGGAUGCUCAGGCCUCACCCAGUAGCCGGCCAGAGGCGCUGCGUCGCCAGCUGCAGGAGACCAGCGAGCUGCGGGCCCAGCUGGAGAGGCAGCGGGCCCAGCUAGGCCAGGCCGAGGAGCUGUGCCAGGAGCUGAGCGCCAUCGUGGCUGAGCCGUACCUGCGGGAUGAGCUCCGCAAAAGGCUGGAGAGCGUGAGCGCCCCCCUCAGGAGCCUGGAGGAGAGAGCGGCUGAUGGCCUGUCACAGCUGCAGGCUGCUCUCUGUAGCACACAGCAGUUCCAGCAGAUGUUCGAUGAGCUGCGCAGCUGGCUGGAUGAGCAAGUCCCUGAGCAGGCCCGUGAGGUGGGGGCGUGGCCUGUGGCCGACGACGCCCUGCCCUGCCAGCCAGAGGCGCUGCGGGCGCUGCUGUCGCAGCAGGAGCAAGCCCAGCGGGGGCUGGCACAGCAGCGCGGCUCCUAUGACCUCAUCCAGGCCGAAGGUGCCACCCUGUUGGCUUCGUUGCCCUCCGGUGGUGAGGAGAGGGUGGCACUACAGGCCAGUCUCAGUGCCUUGAAGCGGGACUGGGAAGCCAUGAACCAGCGUAGUGACAAGCGCAAGGCCCACCUGGCUGAGGCACUGGCCCGCGCCGAUCUGUUCCAUCAGCACCGGGCCGAGUUAGAGCCCUGGGUGGAGGACUGCGAGAGGCGGGAGGCUGAGAUUCAGCCCUCACUUGAGCCAGCUGCACUGGAAGACGGCCUGCAAAAGGCUCGCCAGCUGACUCUGGACCUAGAACGCCGGCGCCCCCUGCUGGAGGCACUGAACGUGGCAGCCGACCAGCUGGUUGAGAUAUGCCGGGUUGGUGAGGAGGAGGUGCGCGACGCAAAGGCAGCGCUGAACCGACGCACCGAUGGCCUGGAGGAGCGGCUGCAGGGCCGCACAACGCAGCUGGAUGAGCUGGCUAGCCGUCUGCGGGAGUUCGAGGAGGGCCGGCAAGCCGUGGAGAGGCGGCUGGACGCGGCCCGGCACCAGGUGGAGGUCCAGGAGGCGCUGGGGCCCCAGGCAUGCAGCAACAAGAGCCUGGAGAGGCUGCGGGCCCAGCAGGAGGCGCUGUGUUCUCUGCAGCCACAGGUGGCCUACCUGCGUGACUUGGCCGGCGGACUUGUACUUGACGCACCGGGCAGCACCAGCGAGGGGCGGCUGCGGCUGGAAGGAAAGGCACAGGAGCUAGAGAAGGAGUUUGGGGACAUGGGUGAGAAGAUGGAGCAGUGCUGCUCGUCUCUGGAAGCGCGGCUGCAAGGCGUGGGCGAGGUGCAGGCGCGCGUGCGGGAUGUCUUCUCGCGCCUGGCCGAGCUGGACGACGAGCUGGAUGGGCUGGGUCCGGCGGGCCGGGAUGCAGACUCACUGGCCUCCCAGGCGGAGGCGGCACGCAGCUUCCUGGUGCGGCUGGCGGCGCUGCGAACAGAGCUGGACGCCCACGGGGCUGACUGCGCCAGCAUGCUGCGGCGGGAGGGCAGCUCGCCGGACCUGCUGGCGCUGCGGCGCGAGGCCGAGGCCCUGGGCAGGCAGGCCGCCAAGCUGACGGAACGGGGGCAGGCACGGCUGGCCCAGGUAGAGGAGGCCGCCCGCCGCGUCCGCGAUUUCUACAGCCGCCUGGCAGAGCUGCAAGAGUUGCUGGGCCGCGCCGAAGAUGGGCUGGCUGCGCAGGGCACCGUGGGCACCGAGGUGGAGGUCAUCCGGCAGCAGCUGCACGACUUCAAGGCAGUUGAGCGGGAGCAAGUAGACAGCAUCCAGCCCCGACUGCAGCAGGUAAACGCCGUGGGCCAGGGCCUGAUCCAGAGUGCGGCCAAGGACACAGACACGCAAGCACUGGAACACGACCUGGAUGCCACCAACCUGCGCUGGAACUCUCUCAACAAACGGGUGGCGGAGCGCAUCACACAGCUGCAGGAGGCCCUGUUGCAUUGUGGGAAGUUCCAAGAUGCCCUCGAGCCCCUGCUAAGCUGGCUCAGUGACACGGAGGACCUGAUAGCAAAUCAGAAGCCCCCGUCAGCUGAGUACAGGGUGGUCAAGGCUCAGAUACAGGAGCAGAAGCUGUUACAGCGACUCCUGGACGACCGGCGGGGCACGGUGGAGAUGAUUCAAGCCGAGGGGGAGCGCAUCGCCGCUACCGCCGAACCUCAUGACCAGGACAAGAUCCGCAAACAGCUGGAGAGCCUAGGAGAGAGGUGGAGCCAGCUGCUGGGCAAGGCCGGCGCUCGGCAGCGGCAGCUGGAGGAGCUGCAGGUUCUGGCACUGCAGUUCCACGAGGCUGCGGAGCCGCUGGGAGAGUGGCUGAGUGCCACCGAGCGACGCCUCAACACCGCUGAGCCCAUGGGCACCCAGACCGCCAAGAUCACUCAACAGAUCGCACGCCACAAGGCCCUCCACGAGGAGGUGCGUUCCCGGGAGGCCGAGAUGAAGCGGCUGGAGGCCCUGGGGGCGGCGCUGGGCCCACUGAGUAGCCGGGCGGACCGCGAGUGGCUGGCAGAGCGUGUGGGGGCGGCACAGGGGGGCCACGGCGAGCUGCUGGAGCGCUGUGCGAGGCGCGCCACCCUGCUGGAGCAAGCGCUGGCCAACGCGCAGCUCUUCGGCGAGGAGGAGGUGGAGGUGCUCAACUGGCUGGCGGAGGUGGCACAGAGGCUGGCGGAGGUGGAAGUGCAGGGCUACCAGCCUGAGCAGCUGGGAGAGCUGCACAAAUACACCCUGUCUCUGAAUGAGGAAAUCCUGAGCAGGAAGAAGACGGUCGACCAGGCCAUUAAGAACGGACAGGCUCUGCUGAAGCAGACCACAGGUGAGGAGGUUCUGCUGAUCCAAGAGAAGCUGGAUGGGAUUAAGAGUCGUUAUGCAGAGAUGACUGCCAGCAGCAGCAAGGCCCUCCGGACCCUUGAGCAGGCCCUGCAGCUGGCAACACGAUUCGCCACCGCCCAUGAAGACAUCAGCCAGUGGCUGGAGAGCGUGGAGUCAGAGCUGAACAAUAUGGAGCCGGACACCACGCCGGCCUAUCAGGACAGACAAAAAGAGCUGAAGUGCAUCUCAGCGGAGAAGCGGCUCAUUCUGGAUACGGUCAACGAGGUGGGCAGCGCUCUGCUGGACCUGGUGCCCUGGCGCGCUCGAGAGGGGCUCGACCGUCUGGUCGCCGAUGCCAACCAGCGCUACCGGCAAGCCGACGAAACCAUCACCCAACGCGUGCAGCUGGUGCAGGCCGCCAUCCAGAGGUCACAGCAGUAUGAGGAGGCCGUGGAUGCGGAGUUGGCCUGGGUAGGUGAGACGGAGCGCAAGCUGGCCUCCCUGGGGCCGCUGAGUCUGGAGCCUGACGUGACCGUGGCUCAGAUGCAGGUGCAACGCGCCUUCAAUAUCGACAUCAUCCGGCACCGCGACACCAUGGAGCAGCUGCUGCGCACGCAGCCUGUCGUGCUGGAGGCAUGCAACGAGCCACAGCGGGAGGCCCUCAAGGCCAAGACUGAAUCCCUGCACGUGCGCUUUGAGACAGUCAGCCAGAGUCAUGCCGAGCGCUUCUCAGCGCUGGAGCAGGCCCAGGCGCUCGUGGGCCGCUUCUGGGAGACGCACGACGAGCUGGAGCCCUGGCUGGGUGAGACUGAGGCGCUGAUCGCCCAGCUGCCACCGCCCGCCAUCGACUCGGAGACUCUGCGGCUGCAGCAGGACCAGAUGCGGCUUCUGAGGGAGUCCAUCGCCGAGCACAAGCCCCACAUUGACAAGCUGCUGAAGAUCGGUCCCCAACUGGCCGAGCUGAGUGCCCUGGAGGGGGCGUCGGUGAGACGGCGCUUCGCUGACACAGAGAGCCGCUAUCAGGCCAUCAAGGAGGAGGUCAAGGCCCGGGCCACCGCCCUGGACGAGGCCGUGUCGCAGUCUGCGCAGUUCCAUGACAAGAUGGACCCUCUCCUGGAGUCCCUAGAGGCAGCGGUCCAGCGCCUGAGACAGCCCCCUCCAGUUGCAGCAGAGGUGGAGAAGAUCCGGGAGCAGCUGGGCGAGCACCGUGCCUCGGGCCUGGAGCUGGACAAGCUGCUGCCUUCAUUCAGUGCCCUGUGUGCCCGUGGCGAGGAACUGAUGGCCCGUGCUUCACCAGAUGACCCAGCAGCCCAGGCGGUGCGCUCCCGCUUGCUGCGCCUGCGCUCCCUAUGGGAUGAGAUCCGGCAGCGGGCCGAGGAGCGGGAGAGCAAGCUGCAGGAUGUGCUGGACCUGGCUGGAAAGUUCUGGGCCGACAUGGCAGCGCUGCUGAGCACGCUGCGAGACUCCCAGGAGAUUGUGAAGGACCUGGAGGACCCUGGCGUGGACCCCUCACUCAUCAAGCAGCAGAUCGAGGCCGCAGAGGCUCUCAAAGGCGAGACGGACGGUCUACGAGAGGAGCUGGAGUUUGUGCGCACGUUGGGCGCUGACCUCAUCUUUGCUUGCGGGGAGACUGAGAAGCCGGAGGUCAAGAAGACCAUUGAUGAGAUGAACACCGCCUGGGAGAGUUUGAGUCGGACUUGGCGAGAGCGGAUGGAGAAGCUGGAUGAGGCCAUGUCUGCCUCGGUGCAGUACCAGGACGCCCUGCAGGGUAUGUUUGACUACCUGGACAACGCCGUGAUCAAGCUGUGUGACAUGCCCGCCGUGGGCACCGACCUGGGCACCGUCAAGCAGCAGAUCGAAGAGCUGAAGCAAUUCAAGGUAGAGGUGUACCAGCAGCAGAUCGACAUGGAGAAGCUCUGCCACCAGGGGGAGCUGCUGCUGAAGAAAGUGUCCGACCAGACGGACCGAGACAUGAUCCAGGAGCCGCUGACGGAGCUGAGGCACCUGUGGGACAACCUGGGGGACAAAAUCACGCAGAGACAGCACAAGCUGGAGGGGGCGCUCUUGGCUCUGGGGCAGUUCCAGCACGCCCUAUCAGAGCUGCAGUCCUGGCUGAGUCACACCCACGCCACGCUGGACACGCAGCGCCCGGUCAGCUCCGACCCCAAGGCCAUCGAGAUCGAGCUGGCCAAGCAGCACGUGCUGCGGAAUGACGUGCUCUCGCACCGCACCACCGUGGAGACAGUGAACGCUGCCGGCACCGAGCUGCUGGAGUCCGGGCCUGGUGAUGAGGCCGGCCACCUGCGCGAGCAGCUGGAUGCGCUCAAUCGCAGCUGGGAUGGCCUGCUACUGAAGAGCGAGGAGCGACAGAGACUGCUGGAGGAGGCACUGCAGCAGGCGGAGGGUUUCCAUGGCGAGCUGGAAGAGUUCCUGCAGUGGAUGCGGCGCACGGAGAGCCAGCUCUCGUCCGCCAAGCCCACCGGGGGGCUGCCAGAGACAGCAAGGGAGCAGCUACAGCAGCACAUGGAGCUGCAGGCCCAGCUGGCCCAGCGCUCGGACCAGUACCACCGACUUCUGGACCGUGGCGAGUCCAUGCUGCUGUCGAGGGGUGGCGAGGACGCCCCGGGGACCACCCAGACCCAGCAGAACCUGGCCCUGCUGCAGAACAAGUGGGCCGCCCUGAAUGGCAAGAUGGAUGACCGGCGGAUUAAGCUGGAAGAGGCGGUCUCCCUGGCGACGAGCUUCCAGACCUCCCUGCAAGACACCAUCAACUGGCUGACGCAAGCGGAGCAGACGGUGAACAUGGCGCAGCCCCCAAGCCUUAUCCUGGAGACGGUGCUGUCUCAGAUUGAGGAGCACAAGGUGUUUGUAAACGAGGUGAACACGCACCGGGAGCAGGUUCUGGCGCUGGAGAAGGCUGGCUCCCAGCUCCGCUUCGCCAGCCUCAAACAGGACGUGGUGCUGAUCAAGAACCUGCUGCUGAGCGUGCAGGCGCGCUGGGACAAGGUGGUGCAGCGCUCCCUGGACCGUGGCCGCCACCUGGAUGAGGCCCGCAAGAGGGCCAAGCAGUUCCAUGAAGCGUGGAAGAAGCUGAUCGACUGGCUGGAGGAGGCGGAGAGCCGGCUGGACUCAGAGCUGGAGAUCUCCAAUGAGCCUGACAAGAUCAAGGUGCAGCUGAGCAAGCACAAGGAGUUCCAGAAGGCUCUGGGAUCCAAACAGCCUGUGUACGACACCACGGUGCGGUCGGGCCGGGCCAUGAGAGACAGGACCACCCUGCCAGCUGAUGGACAGAAGCUGGAACACCUGCUGGGGGAGGUGCGCGACAAGUGGGACACUGUGUGCGGGAAGAGUGUGGAGAGACAGCACAAGCUGGAGGAGGCGCUGCUCUUCUCUGGUCAGUUUGCUGAGGCUCUGCAGGCACUGGUAGACUGGCUAUACCGCGUCGAGCCCCAGCUCAGCGAGGACCAGCCCGUCCACGGCGACCUAGACCUGGUAACCAACCUGAUGGACUCCCACAAGGCCUUCCAGAAGGAGCUGGGCAAGCGGACCAGCAGCGUUCAGGCGCUUAAGCGCUCGGCGCGCGAGCUGAUGGAGGCGGGCCGCGACGACACGGCCUGGGUUCGGGUGCAGCUGCAGGAGCUGAGCACGCGCUGGGAUACGGUGUGUGCGCUGUCCGUCAGCAAGCAGACCCGCCUGCAGGAGGCGCUCAAGCAGGCGGAGGAGUUCCGAAAUGCAGUGCAGCUGCUCCUGGAGUGGCUGUCGGAGGCGGAGCAGACACUGCGUUUCCGUGGCGUCCUGCCCGAGGAGGCGGAGACCCUGCGUGCGCUGCUGCAGUCGCACCGCGACUUUAUGCAGGCUGUGGAAGAGAAGCGGGCAGACAUCACGCGGACUGCCAGCAUGGGGGAAAGCAUCCUCACAGGCUGCCACCCUGACUCCAUCACCACCAUCAAACACUGGAUCACCAUCAUCCGUGCGCGCUUCGAGGAGGUGCUGACGUGGGCCAAACAGCACGAGCAGCGGCUGGCAGCGGCCCUGACCGAGCUGGUGAACAACGCCACGCUUCUGGAGGACCUGCUGUCCUGGCUGCAGUGGGCGGAGACCACCAUCUUACAGCGGGACACCGAAGCCCUCCCUCAGGACAUCACUCAGCUGAAAACACUGAUCACGGAGCAUCAGCUGUUCAUGGAGGAGAUGACGAGGAAGCAGCCCGACGUCGACCGCGUCACCAAGACCUACAAGAGGAAGCCCGCAGAACCGGCCAGCGGCAUCGCAGAGCGACGCGGAGCCCGCAAACAGCAGCAACAGCCGCAGCAACAGCAACAGCAGGCAGCGGUGCAGGUCACCGGGGGCAACCCGCGUCUCACCCAGCUCUGCUCCCGCUGGCAGCAGGUGUGGCUGCUCGCGCUCGACCGCCAGCGUAAGCUCAAUGACGCCCUCGACAGGUUGGAAGAGCUGAAGGAGUUCGCCAACUUUGACUUUGACGUGUGGAGGAAGAAGUACAUGAGGUGGAUGAACCACAAAAAGUCUCGCGUCAUGGACUUCUUCCGACGCAUCGACAAGGACCAGGACGGCAAAAUCACACGGCAGGAGUUCAUCGACGGCAUCCUGGCCUCCAAGUUUCCCACCAGCAAGCUGGAGAUGACAGCCGUGGCAGACAUCUUCGACCGCGAUGGAGAUGGUUACAUCGACUACUACGAGUUUGUAGCGGCACUGCACCCGAACAAGGAUGCCUAUCGACCAACCACCGACGCCGACAAGAUUGAGGAUGAGGUCACCAGGCAGGUGGCUCAGUGCAAAUGCGCCAAGAGGUUCCAGGUGGAGCAGAUUGGAGAGAACAAAUACAGAUUUGGAGACUCCCAGCAGCUGCGGCUGGUCCGCAUCCUCCGCAGCACCGUCAUGGUCAGGGUCGGCGGAGGCUGGAUGGCUCUCGAUGAGUUUUUGGUGAAGAACGACCCGUGCAGAGCUCGUGGGCGCACCAACCUGGAGCUGAGGGAGAAGUUUAUCCUGCCAGAGGGAGCGUCGCAGGGCCUGGCGGCCUUCCGCUCCAGAGGACGACGCUCCAAGCCCUCGUCCCGCACGGCUUCGCCCACGCGCUCCUCCUCCUCCGCCUCCCACAGUGCACACAGCUGCGCCUCGUUGCCCUCUGCCCCGGCCACGCCCACUGCCUCCUCGCGGGCCACCCACGCUCACUCCCGUAGCUCUGCCAGGCCCUGGCAGGCUUUCAGUAAAACUCCAGCGCAGUGCCAGUCCUGCCCAGAGCACAGCCCAACCCCCAAGCCGGAGGGGGCGUCGAAUUCUAAGCUGAAGAGGCCGACUUUCCACUCCAGUCGAGGUUCCCUGAGUGGGGAGAACGGGGGACAGGCUGGGACCAGUGCCACUAAGCCGGCCCGCACCGACACGAAGCGGACAACAUCGUCAGCGAGUGGGCCGGCGAGCCGGGCGGGCAGCCGCGCGAGCAGCCGGCGUGGGAGCGACGCGUCGGAUGCGUCGGAGCUGCUGGAGACGCGCUCUGCCUGUUCGGACACCUCGGACACGCCGCGGCGGCCCGGAACCAAGCCCUCCAAGAUACCCACCAUGUCCAAGAAGACACCCACUGGCAAGAAAUGAGAAAAAAAAAUAAUGAAAAAAAUAAACCUCCACACCAGCAGGGGGCACUGACAGCAAGCGGCACGUGCUGCAAAAAUGGCUGUAGUGGUGAGGCAUGUGUCUGAUGCAGUUACACACCCGCACGCACGCACACAUGUAAAGUGCACACUGGUAUCCACACCUCUGAGGAGAGCCCAAGCGUGCUAUAGAAUGUGCAGAAAUUCCCAGAAAAAGAGCCCGGCUUGGCUUCUCUGCCGCAGACUCUGUCCUUCCUUUCAUUUUUCUAGCCUGCACUGGUCUCCAGCAAACAACCACUGCUGCCCCCAGACCUCACCUGAAGCAGUGCUGACUAUCAGUGAUCGGCAUGAUGCUGCCUAAUUUGUUGUUUUUAGUUUUUAACCUCACCUGAAGUUAGGCGGCCCUUGGCCCACACACCUGUUGAGCUGCAGGGGGCGUGUUCUGGGAUGGGAGAGGCUGGACUGCUGGCUGAAUUGAGUUUGGACCAUGUGGACCCAGUCUCCAAGUUUGGGCCGGCUUUCCUCGGGGACCGGCACGCUCUCACCAGCAGGGGGCAGGACACUGAUGGACGAAUGCAGACCUUCCCUGCUGGGAUUUUUGUCGUUACAGGAAUGAGCAGCUAAGUAGCGACUGCCUCUGAAGCACACGCAGCCCCUGCACACACUGAGCAGCAGUGGUGAAAUGCCUUCUUGGCUCCAUUCUGCCCCCUGCAGGCUGCACGCCCUCUCUGGCCUCUAUUUGUGUGUAUGUGUGCCUGCGUGUGGCUGUAUUGUAAUGCUGAUUGUGUUGGCUGGGGUAUCUCAAUUUGGGAGAGAACAGACACAAUGCAAGUCCUCAUGAUUGCCUUUUAACUGGCAGUCUGUGGGUCACGAUUUAUUUUUUUUUUCCAAAUCGGUGGGAGUCGAUGGAGAUGUGCUUGUCUCUCACCACUGUAAGGGCACCACCUGCAGGAAGAGGAACAUGGACCAGGCAGGUGGCUCCUCAUAUGCAGGUGUCAGGUGUGACAUUGCCGGACACUGCUCUGACUGCCUGGGCUGCCUUUGCUGUAACACCUGAUCCACGACAAAUGCAGAGAACGCCCAGUGACCUGAAGUCCUCGCAUGAAGCUCAUGAGCCUUUCAGGCGAGAGUUUGGCGAGUGUGCACUGACUGUCUGUAGCGCUGUACAUCCUCAUAACCCCGCAGGGCGUCUGUCCACGUGAACGUCUUUGUGUUUUAAUUCUGCUCAAGCAUCAUGUGUUUAAGGAAAUACAAGGUUAUUUUGUCACCGUAUGCAAAACUAAAAAUUGUGAAUUUUUUUCCUUGGUUAAUUUAAAAUCCUAUUAUCUUUUGUUAAAUUUUCUAGUUUAAUGGAAUUGUAUUUAUUUUACAGUUUGGUAUCAUAUCACCUUCUGAAGAUUAAUCAGUGUUAAGAUUUUUUUUUUUAAUGAGUCUUCGCUUCUCUUAAACCUUUCUUAUGUGAGAGAUUACUGACCAGGAAAACUGACUGAUUCAAUUGACUGCCCUCAGGUCAUGUCAGGAAGGGGCUUUACUUAUGAAGUAGAUACAAAUGCUACACAAUUGGCUGAUUGCUGGUGGGCGGGGUUAACAUGUUUAACUCCACCCCCUCAGUCGCCAGCUCUCCCUCCCUCAUUUUCCUCUCAUUGGAGCUUUCAGUCGUCACCCUCGUGAGCAGGAGUCGGCGUGCUCCUGUUUCUCUAUGCGAAUUCGACAGAAUAUCAAUUUCUGAUGAAAUCAAGUGAAAGCCUGGAGUGAUUUUUAUUUAUUUAUGAUGUGGAGGGGGGUGUGAGUUGUACCCCACCUUGACGCUGUUUUUUGCUCAGUUUGUUACAGAGGAAAUGGAAGGGAUGGUGUAAGCAAACCAUGUAAAGGAAUAAGUUAAGAUUAUAAACAUUUUUCUUGUUCUCUUUUUGUAUUAAAAUAUUGCUUGCAGUACAAUAA